Molecule: messenger RNA, 2805 nt
Organism: Egretta garzetta (little egret)
Lineage: Eukaryota; Metazoa; Chordata; Aves; Pelecaniformes; Ardeidae
Gene: MTPAP
Product: mitochondrial poly(A) polymerase
Exons: 9
Coding region: 821-2476 (551 amino acids)
Cellular component (GO): mitochondrion
Molecular function (GO): poly(A) RNA polymerase activity
Source: RefSeq, a predicted model, not a curated record
GCCCCCGAGGGCAGCGGGGUCGGCCUGUGCUUUCCGGCCGUCGCGCCGGGGUGCAGUCAGUCCAGGCGCCCGGACUGCCUGGGAUUUGGUUUAUUAAGUGUAGAUCCCAGCUAGAGGCGAGUGAAGUGACAGUGGUUAUCCUGUUCAAGGGGGUCCCCUUAAAAGGACACAGGAAGCGUUUGGGUGAUGCUGUGUCUUUAGUACAUGCCAAGAGCUGGCAAGGACCGUCCGUUGUUGGUGUGCUGUGACCUGGGUGUAGCGAGUGAUGCACUGGUGAGCCUCGGGCCUGUGCUUCCACUGAUGUUCAUGUUUCAGAGCUCAAAAAAAAUUAGGUAGCAACCUUUUUUAAAGAGAGGAGAAGGUCAGGCUGUAUUGCCACAAUGUCACAAAACCAGCAGUCUCUUGCUGUUCAUAUCCAUGUACUAACAAAUAUGCAGAAAACUGGAUUAAGGAACGGUUCUGGACUUCAGUUAAUUCUGUUUCUGGAUGUUCCUGUAUGUGUCAUUUCCGUGUUGAUUCUGUAGGCUGUCAGCAGCUAUGUAGAUUGCCAGUAGUGUGGUGAGAUAUGACUGAUCUGUGGGUUUAUUGUAGAGUAGAUGAAAGUGUGGUAUUAAAUGAAAUUUUUGAGUAGGAGUUUACUGUAAAAGAAGGUGAUGAGUUGUAAAAAUAAGCGAGUGUUGAACUGUUCCGAAGGUGAAAGUGCUGGGUUUGCGGUAACCGAGAGAGAUUAUCGUUUCUGUGCAGCUUGCCAAAAGGUUGAGCUCUGCCUCAUAUCUUAGCUGUUAUUUCCAGACUUGCAUGUAGAGUCUGGCUGCAUGUGAUGAGUUUUUUGAUGGUGAACAGCAAAUCGAAGAAGAGCAAAGAUUCCUUGUACCAUCAAGCUUCCUGUGGGAUCAAGGGAAACACUGAAGUCAGUAUCAGAAAGAAGACAUUCACUGAGGUUCAAACGGAACGGUUGGAGCAAGCAGAACGGACUGUUUUAAUUAAGUGCCCACCAAAACUUAAUGAAAAAAAAUUAUUGCAGUAUUUAUCCAGUCAUGGAAACAUUAACAGUCACUUCUUUUUUGAAAAUCGUGGUAUCCAUGCUUUAAUAGAAUUUUCUGAAAAGGACAGCAUAGCCUCAUUGCAGGGUGCUGUUGGAGUCCCAAGUGCUGCAGAGCAUGUUGUCCCAUUUAAAUCUAGACUUUUUACUUUCAUGCUGAAAAACCCAGUGAGUCAAGCUGCUGAAGAGACACCAGUUCACCUCGCUCCUCAGUGUCACAUUCCAGUGAAAGAGCUUAUUCAAAAGCUUUGUCAUGCAGACAGUAUAAGCAGUCAGAUGUACAUUCUACUAAACGAGUAUCAACUUACAGAAGAAAAUACCAAGCUGCGAUUUCUGGCCUGUUCUCUGGUUCGGGAUUUUGCACGUGCAUAUUUUCCAGACAGCAUGGUAAAGCCAUUUGGCUCUUCAGUCAACACCUUUGGCAAAUUGGGAUGUGAUGUGGACAUGUUUCUGGACUUCCAUGAUAUACAAAAGCAUGCUACAGAAAUGAAAAAAGGUCCCUUUGAAAUGGAAUAUCAAAUGAAAAGAUUACCAUCUGAAAGAUUAGCAACUCAGAAAAUUCUUUCAGUAAUUGGUGAUUGCCUUGAUAAUUUUGGUCCUGGAUGUGUGAGCGUACAGAAGAUACUCAAUGCUCGCUGCCCACUGGUGAAAUUUUCACAUCAACCAACAGGAUUCCAAUGUGAUCUGUCAGUGAGCAACAGCAUUGCUAUAAAAAGUUCAGAACUCUUGUAUAUCUAUGGCUGUCUUGAUUCCCGUGUAAGAGCACUAGUGUUCAGUGUACGAUGUUGGGCCCGUAUCCAUGGACUGACAAAUAGUGUUCCUGGUACCUGGAUUACAAACUUCUCUCUAACCAUGAUGGUCAUGUUUUUUCUGCAAAAGAGAUCACCACCUAUCAUUCCAACACUAAACCAACUUAAAGAACUGGCAGAUGAAGGAGACAAGCAUGUAAUUGGAGGAUAUGAUUGCUCAUUUGUUAGUGAUUUAAGCAAGAUUAAACCUACAAAAAAUACAGAAACACUUGAUGUGUUGUUGGGUGACUUUUUUGAAUAUUUUGGAAACUUUGAUUUCAGAAGGAAUUCCAUAAAUCUUCGGAAGGGAAAGGAAGUAAAUAAGCCUGAGUCGUCUCCUCUUUAUAUCUGGAAUCCCUUUGAACAAGACCUUAAUAUCAGCAAGAAUGUUAAUCAGCCACAGCUGGAGAAAUUUGUAGCUAUGGCCAGAGAAAGUGCCUGGAUUUUACAGAAGGAAGAUAAAACUCAGCGAGUGAUCAAUAAAGAGCCUUGGGGACUCGCAGCCCUGCUGAUACCAUUUGGAAAAAGUAAUCCCAGCAAGAUGAAGAACAGGAUGAAAGGAAUAGGAAGUGAAACAAUCAGAAGCCUUUUGGACUCUUUAAAGUUAAAUAAUGCAAGCAAUCUACAAAAAGCAGUGGGAAAGUGACUUUCAGGACAGAAGCACAGUAGCUGAUAUUCUGUUUUAGGAAUUGAACGUGGCACACAGUCUGAAGAACAUUACUUUUAAUAUUUCUGGUAUGGUGAAAUGGAGAGUCAAAUGACCUCUCUUUUCCAUUGUGAUGCUUUUUGUACAGGUCUGCUUUCUUUCUGUACAUUUUUCUCCUUACUCUUCACUUUUCCAUCUGUUUUAUGAAUGAAGAGCAUUCAAAUGCAAGUUUUACAGAUACAUUUUGGAAGUAGCCUUCAGCUGGGCACUCUUUAAAAAAAAAAAAGACUGACAGGAGCAGCAUGGGAAAGAGCCUUUGGGAACUCUGU